This is a messenger RNA of Ixodes scapularis (black-legged tick), 609 nucleotides long. RefSeq names its product juvenile hormone acid O-methyltransferase-like. Gene Ontology annotation, molecular function: S-adenosylmethionine-dependent methyltransferase activity. Lineage: Eukaryota; Metazoa; Arthropoda; Arachnida; Ixodida; Ixodidae. The transcript has 2 exons. The record is from RefSeq and is a predicted model, not a curated record. Bases 1 to 609 code for a protein of 202 amino acids.
AUGCAGACGAACACUGAGGCCUCCCUGACCACACUCAAGCCGGAGCUUUACGUGGCCUCGAACCGCUGGCAAUGGCGGCAGAACCUCUUAGCGCUGGAGCGCUUCCAGAAGUCCUUGAAACGGGACGCCCAGGGAGAAGAACAGUAUCUCGAUCUGGGGUGUGGCACGGGCGACUUUACGCGCGAGUGCCUGCUUCCCCGCUGUCUUCCGUGCCGAAGGAUCGUCGCCGUCGAUGUCUCCAAGGACAUGGUCGAGUACGCGAGGAGUCACUUCGCCCAUCCCAAGAUUGCCUACGACGUCCUCGGCGCCGCCGAAGACGACGUGUCCGGCUUUGUGGCUCGCUACGGUCGCUUCGAUCACGUCUUCUCUUUCUUCUGUCUGAACUGGGUAAAGGACCAAGCGAAGGCGCUCAAGAACAUCGCGCUGCUGAUGAAACCUGGCGGCAGUUGUCUGCUCCUCUUCGUCGCGACCACGCCUCUGAUGCGAUGUCGCCAGGAGCUGGCUUUGAAGACGUGUUGGUCGAAGUACGCGCAGGCGAGUGGAGCAGAAAUCGAAGAGUUCAAGGCUGGUGAAGACUAUGAAAGUCUCUUGGACUUGUUCAAAUCAUAG